AUGGUCAAAAGGGCAAAAGCCGCUCCGCCCACCUCGGCUUUGAAAAACGGCGGCAGCGGCGGCGUUUACUGCGUGAUCCUAGAACGGAGUGACAGUGACUGUGACUGUCCCCGGAGCGGCUCCAGCCCAGCUGCUUCCAAGGCCGAUCUCCGAAAGGAUUUUCCAGCAGUCCUGCAGUGUCGGGAGCAAGGGGCUGAUUGUUCCAAGCAGAGAGAUGCCGGCUGUGAGCUGGAGCAGAGUGAAUUCUGCUCCAUCCAUGGGCCUGUGAAGGAGCUCCUGCAUCUCCAGGAGGGACCAGUAGCCGGGCUGACACAAUUGCCAGGGACACAAGAAGCCACUUGUGAGCGUGCAGUUAGUGAAGAUGUGGAGAAUGGAAUCAGCAGCAGUGAAGGCAGUGUGAGGGAGCCCCUGGGUCCCCAGGGCACAUCAGCACCCGGCCAUGGACACAGAAGCAUCCUCAGAAGAUUGCCGGCCAAGGGGUUCAGCUGCCAUCCCGUGCACAUCUUGGUGCUGAUCCUGCUCCUGUCGCUGCUGCUGGCGUUGGCGGUGGCCUUGGCUGUGCAGUCAGCACCACAGGUUCCAGUUCCACCUGCGACUCCGCUCUUGUCUCUGGGCUGUCCCCAUGGCUGGGUUGGAUACAAUGGAUUCUGCUACUACUUCUCCAGGGAUCAGGGCACCUGGGAGCAGGGUCAGGAGCGGUGCUCCGAGCUCGGGGCCUCCCUGGCCAUUCUGAAGGAUGAGGAAAUGGAUUUGUUCUUCCGCCUCCGCGGGAACGUCGAUUACUGGCUCGGGCUGCGCAGACGGGGCGAGCACCUGCAGUGGGGGGACGGCAGCAGCUUCAGCUCCUCGGUUCCUGUCCUUGGCAAUUCCGAGUGUGUGUACCUGGCUGACCAUAAAUUCAGGAGUGAGAGCUGCUCCAAUCCGCAGCCGUAUCGGUGCAGCAAGGCCCGAGCUCCCCUGUAACAGGGGCUGGAGAAAGGAGCUUCUCCACACUGGGCAGUCCCAACUUCACCUCUUAGCUCUUGAAAGGCAUCACCAGCUGGACUGAAGGUUAGAUUUUUGGACUGUCCUUGGAAGAGGAAGAAGAACAGCUGACAUUGCUUCCUGAGUAGGAAUCCCACUUUAGGCAUCAGACACCUGAAUGUGAAGGGUGGUCUCUCUGUCUGUCUCUCUGUUGCGGAGAAUCUUACUGUUCUCUGUGGCAGGAGAGCCACCGUGGGGCAGGAUAAGGAUUUGUCUCUCUGAGGGGCAAACAGUGACACGAUGUGACUGUAACCCCCAUCCCUCUUUGGAGUGUGUGAAACAGAGGCCUCUCUGAAUUCUCCAGAGAGAGAGAUCAGAGUGCAGGGAUUGAAUUAAAACCUUUUGAUGGACUAAUGUGUAUUAAGCCACUCAUA
Messenger RNA from Catharus ustulatus (Swainson's thrush), 1397 nucleotides. RefSeq names its product C-type lectin domain family 2 member H-like. The coding region runs from base 1 to 963 and encodes 320 amino acids. Lineage: Eukaryota; Metazoa; Chordata; Aves; Passeriformes; Turdidae. The record is from RefSeq and is a predicted model, not a curated record. The transcript has 6 exons.